This is a messenger RNA of Pelodiscus sinensis (Chinese soft-shelled turtle), 4784 nucleotides long. It is a transcript of the gene PRG4, whose product is annotated as proteoglycan 4. Gene Ontology annotation, biological process: immune response. Lineage: Eukaryota; Metazoa; Chordata; Testudines; Trionychidae. The record is from RefSeq and is a predicted model, not a curated record. Gene Ontology annotation, molecular function: scavenger receptor activity; polysaccharide binding.
AUUUACAGCAAUAUAUAAAACGUCUAAAAUAUCCCUGAAAGCAGACAUAACCUUUGGAGGGAAGAAUGCAGUACCUAAAAAUAACCAUGCUGUGGAAUAUAUAUUACAUAUCCCUGGUGUUAUUUUCAGCAUCUUUGAUUCAGCAAGUUUCUUCUGAAGAUUUAUCAAGCUGUGCAGGGAGAUGUGGGGAAGGGUAUUCUAGAGAGGCUGCCUGCCAUUGUGAUUAUAGCUGUCUACACUACAUGGAGUGCUGCCACGAUUACAAGAAAUUCUGCACAGAGGAACUCUCCUGUAAGGGACGGUGCUUUGAAACGUUUGUGAGAGGGAGAGAAUGUGAUUGUGAUGCAGACUGCGAAAAAUAUGGGAAAUGCUGUCCAGACUAUCAGAAACAUUGUGAAGAAGCACUUACUACGAAAUCAUCAUCAACCAGAACAACUCCUUUGGUGACCAAAACAACAGCUAAACGGUCAUCAAAAAAUUCAAAGAAUAAGAAACCAAAGAAAGUAGUUCAAUCCCAUGAAGUUAUGGAAGAACAUUCAGAAUCUGAGAAACAGAAAUCAUCUUCCUCAUCGUCUUCUUCAUUGUCGACCACAACCAUUCGGAAGACAAAGGCUUCGUCAAAAAAUCCCAAUGAAAAUGGCCAAACAAAGGACAUUAAAAACAAAAAUAAUAGAAAAGCGAAGGAUGCCAUGAAAGAGAAAGACUCAAAAAACAGAAGAACUACAGCUGAUAAAAUAAGAGAAAUUUCUGAGGAGAUUGGCAGUGGAUUGGAAAAUGCGGGCACCAGGCCUGCUCCUACUACAAAGCACCCCAACAGAAAAAUUUUAAGAGAAGGAAAUAAAGCUACAACAGCAGCUCCUUUGUCAGAAGAAAAUUUUAGAGAGACCCCUGCCUCCCAACCACAUAAAACUACUAUGACAAUCAAAAUGAAUACUACAAAGAUAUUAACUCCAAAGACCAGCAUGCCACCUACUACUACAACAAGUACAACUAAGAUCUCAGCAUUAACUAAUGCAGCUCAUGUCACCAAAGCUAAAGACAAAAGUACUACAUCUAUGAAAAAUGCCACACCUACUACCACUAAAGGGGCAACCAUAGCUAAGAAAAACACAAGUAUUGUAACAACUACAAUAGAUAAAGAAACAAUAGCCCAAACAGAUAAAACAGUAACAGCUAUUACUGAAAGUCAGACUGUAACAACAGCAAAACCAGUCACGACAGCUGCAGCUAAAGACACUGUAAAAACAACAGCAAAAAAAGACGCUACCACAAUAGCUAAGAAAGACACAACCACAGUAAAUGAUAUUAUAUUCAGUCCGGAUGAAAAAGACGUAAUGAGUGAAAAAGGUACAACUACUGCAGCUAAGAACACUGUAACAAGAGCACCUAGAACAGACACAACUACAGAAAUUAAAGACACUGUAACAACAACAGGAAGAAAAGAUACAACUAUUGUAGACAAAGAAAAGGUAACAACCAAAGUACUAGCUACUACAGCUAAAGAAUCUAUAAUGACAACAGCUAAACUAGACACAACUACAGCAACUAAAAAGACACCUACUGCUGCUGAAGUAACAACUGUGGCUACUGACUUGACAAAUGAAAGAGAGACAACCACAGUAAGUGAUGAAGUUAUAACUCUAGAUGAAAAAGACUUAACUAAAAAACACACAACUACUGCAGCUAGGAAGACUGUAACAAGGGCACCAAGAACAAGCACAACUGCAGAAAUUAAAGACACUGAACCAACUGCACGUAAAAGAGAUAUAACUAUUGUGAACAAAGAAAACAUGCCAACAGGUGAAAAAGACAAAUCAACCACAGAUAAAAAAGACACAACUGUGGCUACAGAGACUAUGAUGUCUACAGAUGAAAGAGACACAAAAGAUGCAAAAAAGACAAUUACUGCAAAAAGAGAGACUGCAACAACAACUAAAACAGUCACAACUGGUUCAGCUAAAGACACUGUAACAUCAGCAACUAAAAAAGAUGCAUCUACUGCAGGUGAAGAGAUUAGACCAAGUCCAUAUGAAAAAAGCUUAAUGCCUAAAAAAGACACAACUGCUGCAUAUAGAGAGAUUGAAUCUUCCCCUAACACAGCCACAACUGCAGCAGCUAGGGAGACUGUCACAAGAUCACCUAGAACAGACACAACUAUAGACACUAAAGACACUCUAGCCACCACAGGUAAAAAAGACACAAGCACUGUGGACAAAGAGAGUGUAAUGACAAUAGAUACAAAAGACACAACUACUAUAGCUGAAGUCAAUAUAAUGACAACAGGUGAAAAAGACACAACAGGAAAAGACACAACUUUUGCCUAUAGAGAGAUUGUAACAACCAAAGUAACAGCUACUGCAGCUAAAGAAUCUAUAAUGACAACAGCUAAACUGGACACAACUACAGCAACUAAAAAGACACAAACUGCCACUAAACAGACACCUACUGCUGCUGAAAUAACAGCUGUGGCUACUGACUUGACUACUGCAGACAAAGAAGAAACUGAAGAUAACAGACAGAAAACUACGGCCACCAAACAAACAACUGAAGCGAAAAAAGAACUGACUGCGGUUAUCAAAGGGACAACUACGGAAAAAGCCUCUGAUGACAAAGAGGUAACCACAACAGAUAAAAAGGAAACACCUGAAAGUACUGUCACUAAAGAAACACUGACUGUCUCUGAAGAAGUGUCCACUAUAGCUAAAGACUCCCAGGAAAGACCUGUGUCACCAACACAAGAUGGACUUGGUACCACUGUCACACAAAUCCCACCAGUAAAAGCCACUGCCAAACCUUCCAUUGAACCUGAAAAAAAAGCUAACCCUGCGAUUGAAAUUACUGCUACUGCACCAAUAAACCUUACUACCUCUAACCCAAAAGACUUUAUGAAAACAAAAGUCCAUUUUGAAACCACAAAAGAAACCUCUACUGUUACUAAAAGAUCUGUAACAACUUCCAUUUCCAAGGGGACUACUGAAACCAAAGACAUCUCUGAAAAUGCAUACACUAGAGAUACUGCUACCCAGAAAAAUACAGAGCAGUCUCCAACUGACAGAUUACAAACUUCCAAGAUCAUCAUCAGCCCUUCUUUGACUCAGAAACCAGCAGCAAACUCAGUCCCUUCUGAGCAGGAGAAUCAUAGAGAUAAUUCAAGCCCCACUCCAAUGGACCCAAUGACUGUGGCAGACAGUAAUUUCCCUGGCAGAAACACAGAAAACCCUAAAGAACCAAACCAAAAUCCUACCUCUCCUAAACAAGAGGACUCCAUAGACUCCCUAGCAAUCUCAUUCACAACAUGUAUUGCUCCACUGAAAGGUACACUUAAUCCUAAUGGCAAUAAUGAGUAUAACUGGUUGGAAACCAUUACAAAAAUAACACAGACAACAACAAAAUCUAAUUCGGCUAUUUCUCAGAAACAAGAAACUACAUCACAUGGGAUUACAACUAGUAACAGCACUGAUCUUGUUUCAGAUAAAGCAAUUACCAAGGAAAACCAAAUUGCUAUGAACACAAAUACUUCAGUAAAACAUACAAUAGGGACUUCAAUCUCUGCAGCUGUGAAGGAUAUGCAUUAUACCUCCACCUUGGCAAAUGGAUUCAGAACCACAAGGCCUGAAGAGAGAAAAGAAGACCCACAUUUCCCUACUAAAACAUAUUCAAUAUCUUACUCAACUAACGCGCCAGAAAGAACUCCCACUAUCCAGGCAAACUCCACACUACAAAAGACGAUCAACACAACGUUCUUUUACAAAGGUGAACAAGAUGAUAAUAAUUUGUGUAAUGGAAAGCCAGCAGAUGGAAUUGUUGCUUUACCAAAUGGAACAUUAGCUGUAUUUCGAGGUCAUUACUACUGGCUGCUGGAUUCAGCUAAGCAACCAACAGUAUCCCCUCGCAAAAUCACUGAGGGGUGGGGUAUUCCAUCCCCCAUUGAUACAGUCUUUUCCAGAUGCAACUGCGAUGGCAAAACCUUCUUCUUUAAGGGUUCCCAAUACUGGCGUUUCACUAAUGAUGUAAAGGAUAUGGGAUAUCCCAAACAGAUUGCAAAAGGAUUUGCAGGACUAAAUGGGAAAAUAGUAGCAGUUCUUUCAGUAGCACAACACAGGAACAGGCCAGAAUCUGUGUAUUUUUUCAAAAGAGGUGGCAAUAUUCAACACUAUGUCUACAAUCAAGAACCCGCUAAGAAGUGCAAAAAGAAAGUAUAUGUUAGGUACCCAGCUUAUACACCCAGAGCAGUGAUCAAGAGGAGACGCUUUGAACGUGCAAUAAGAUCAGCAGUUGUGUACCACACACCUGUCAUGUCCCACACGAUCAGACUCCACCAUAAUCCAUCAGGAAUAUUACAUCAUGAGGUUAAAAUAAAUUCUUACUGGAGAGGAUUUCCAAAGGUAGUUCGCUCAGCUAUAUCAAUACCUAACUACCAAAGGCCAGAUGGCUAUGAUUACUAUGUUUUCUCUAAAGAUCAAUACUAUAAUGUGGAUGUGGCCAGCAGAAUAGCAAGAUCAGUUACCGCUCAGACUGGGCAGACAGUAUCCAAUGACUGGUAUAAGUGUCCAAAAGAAGAUGUGUAACAGGAGUGGAAAGAAAGAAGCCAUAAUCAUUGGACAGUUUGUUUAAUUUUAUUAAUAAAGACAGUGAAAUGUGCACACAUCAAUCUACGUACAAAAUGCUGCUUUUAGCGCUGUAAUCAUUAAACUAAAGCAACAAUAGCCAAUCUGACAGUCUGUAUACACAGCUUCAAUUACUUUACAGAACUUUUAACUAAUAUUGCCUCUGUUUAGGCCUCC